Molecule: messenger RNA, 1389 nt
Organism: Eimeria necatrix
Lineage: Eukaryota; Apicomplexa; Conoidasida; Eucoccidiorida; Eimeriidae
Product: KH domain-containing protein, putative
Exons: 2
Coding region: 1-1389 (462 amino acids)
Biological process (GO): DNA alkylation repair; regulation of DNA-templated transcription
Cellular component (GO): nucleus
Source: RefSeq, a predicted model, not a curated record
AUGCGUCCAUCGGGCAGUAGAUCUCGUUGGCGCAUUCCGCUGUCUUUGGAGAGGCCGCAAUAUACGCAGUAUGCGUUAGCGGGUGCAAAUUAUCGUGUAGUGCAAGUCUCUCCUAUUGCUGUGGAACUAAACCGUGCAGCUUGGAGCCAAGACGCCUACGAGGCUUUGGCGGCGGGAGCAUGUAAGAACUUCUCUGCCACGUCGGAGGAGAAGACUCGCCGGGAAAGAAGAGGAAGGAAUAGCGACUCUUCGGAGGCUUCCUUCUAUUCGGGCAGCGAAGUGGAAGACGGUGACAGCGACGGCGAAAGCCAGGAGGCUGCGGUUCUCCAGAUGACUCCGGAGGACAUAACGCAAGAGGAGGACGGCCUGGAGGAAGAUUUUGUGGCUGCAUGCGCAGCGAAACAACAGGGAGAGCAGUGGGAAGCUGAAGUUCGUAUACCUGUGCCUCUCUUCCGCCGCCUAAAUCGAAAGGGCACAUCAAAGGGUGCACUUUGGAGGACCUUACAGCUUCUAGGUGCAGAGGCCGGACAUUUUCAGAUUCCUAAAGGGAGAACUGGUGAUGUGGUGUUGCCCCUGCGGUGUUGCACACAGAGAAGGGUUUGCCUUGCUGUGCGGAAGGUCCAACAGCUCGUGGCGUCAAAGCGCAGCUCUCUGCCAGUCACUCAUUUUAUAUCCCUUCCCCUUGCUACUCCUGAGCUCCAGGCUCGGUUUGAGGUGUAUAAACACUUGAUGCUUGCGUCAAAGUAUCCAGGCAUUGACGAGAGCUUCUUCGUCAGCAAACAUAAGCUGCACAUCACUCUUCUUGUCCUCCGGCUGCUGACCCCAGCAGAGAUAAAAGCCGCAGAAGCCGCAGUCAAAGCAGCAGCAGCGGACUUAUAUGACGCAGUCGGCACGAGAACGCUGCUGGUGCACCUCAAGGGGAACAGUUGCUUCUCUGAUGACCCUUCUGCCGUCUCUGUUAUCUUCGCCCCGUUGUACUCAAGUGAAAGUGCUGAGGCUCUGGAAGCCACAAAACGAAUGCUGAACAACAUGGCACGGUUGUUGGCGGAACGCCUGCAGGCAGAGGGACUCUUGUCUCGAGAAGAGCUAGAGGAGCAACACGCUCUCGGUCCUGAGGGGGAGUUCGAUUGCACCUUCCACAUGACAUUGUUGAAGACGCUGUACAAAAGAACCGCGAAAGAGCUGCCUCUGCAGCAGGAGCAGGAACAGCAGUCGCACCUCGCAGCACGGAAACAACCCAAAAGGGCAGUAUUUGACGCUACUCAGCUGCUUCAAGACAUGAGGGGAUUCGACUUUGGCGUAGUUCGCGUUCCCGCAGUGCAGCUUAAUUCUGUGUCCACGCAAGACCAGAACACCUACCACUGCCUGGCCCAAGUGGAUCUGCCGUGA